AGGUCUCUCUUUCGCUAGUCAUUCGCAGAUCUCUCUCGCCUCCGUCACUGCUCGUCGGUUCUCGUUGCUGCCGCUCUCACCGCUCUCAGGUGCUCGGCUCUCUCACCCACUGUCAACCUUGUCUUGAUCGUCCUUGUUUAGAUUGAAGGGAAGGAAACCUUAGAGAAGAAGAGGAUCUUGAAUCUACCAAAGAAUGCUGAGGCUGGUUUCAAAGAGAAUUUUGGGAGUGUCACGGGUGGUGCCAUCACCGACCCUCCAGGUUCUGCCUCAAUUCUCCCUUGAGAAGGUUGUUGAUCACUGUGACAAACCACGGAGUACUGGAUCCAAGUAUGAUCCCAUGGUUGGUAUGGGCAUGGUUGGGGCACCAGCUUGUGGGGAUGACAUGAAACUCCAUAUUAAGGGUGAUGAACAGACCAGAAAGAUUGUUGAUACUUCCUCCAAGACCUUUGGCUGUGGUUUGGGUGUUGCCUCUUCAUCUAUGGCUCUUGGAUGGGUAAAAGGAAAGCAAAUGGGGGGAGUUUCAUCCAUCAAGUACAUAGAAAUUAGAAGGCAUCUGUCAUUUCGUCCAUUUAAGCUUCACAACAGCAUGUUUUCUGAGGACGCCAUUAAAGCAGGUCUUAAAGGCUAUGAUGCUAAGCGAGCCUUGGCAACCACCACUGAGGCAACAUCUGGAGAGAAGGCCGCCACUGCUGCUCCAGUCACGACUCCGAUGAAAAAUACACUUAGGCCGAUAUCUCCCCAUCUUUCUAUUUAUAAGCCACAGUCCUCUUCCAUGUCUUCAAUUUUUAACAGAAUCUCUGGGGCUUCCCUAACGGCCAUGGUCUUGGGUUUUUAUCUUCUUUGUCUGAAAAUGCCUUUGAUUUGCUUCACCUUUUCUGAAUUCUACCAGUUUUUCCAUUUCUCAUCAAACUUCAGCCUAGUCUGUGCUCAGAUUGCUGCCGUUGCCAUGUUCUAUCAUCUGUAUGAGGGGAUUAAGAGAUUAUUGCAUUAACGCCGUGGUGAUGAUGAUGAUGAAAACAUGCCAUUUUUAUGGUUUUGUAACGUCAGGUUUCAGAUCAGUGAGUUGAUGAUCAGUUGAGCUUCUUAACUGCUCAGACAGUAUCUUCUAUGUAAAGAAUGUAAUAACGUGACAGUGCUUAUUUGGUUUUGUAAUAAAGAUUUCUUUGCAUCGGAGAGACUCUUCUACGUAAUGAAUGUAAUAACGUAACAGUGCUUAUUUCGUUUCAAUAAUGCAUCAGCCAAUGCACUAGCCUUUUUUAUAUAACAAUAA
Molecule: messenger RNA, 1270 nt
Organism: Prosopis cineraria
Lineage: Eukaryota; Viridiplantae; Streptophyta; Magnoliopsida; Fabales; Fabaceae
Product: iron-sulfur cluster assembly protein 1-like
Exons: 4
Coding region: 194-991 (265 amino acids)
Biological process (GO): tricarboxylic acid cycle; iron-sulfur cluster assembly; intracellular iron ion homeostasis
Cellular component (GO): membrane; cytoplasm; mitochondrial matrix
Molecular function (GO): succinate dehydrogenase activity; ferrous iron binding; electron transfer activity
Source: RefSeq, a predicted model, not a curated record